Molecule: messenger RNA, 1486 nt
Organism: Cyprinus carpio (common carp)
Lineage: Eukaryota; Metazoa; Chordata; Actinopteri; Cypriniformes; Cyprinidae
Source: RefSeq, a predicted model, not a curated record
AGCUGGAGAAGACUCUCCAACAAGCAGCAUCUCAACAGAACCUCUGAUUUCCAAACAGAGAGAGAUGAAGCGUGCAAACCCAGUGAAGAUGCUGGCGGCGUUUGCUCUGGUUCUGCUGGUAUUCAGUGUGACUGAGGGACGGAUUAUGAAUAAAUGUGAGCUGAAGGCCAAGCUGGACGCCGCUCAGUUGCAGCAGAUCACGGUCAUGGAAGAGACAAUAACCGUGAACAGUCUCAUCGCCAGACUUGUCUGCAAGGCCAGCAUCUCAGCCUUCAACACCAGCUUUGUCAAAAACAUCACGGUCGACAAUAAAGAGAUGAAUCCAGCACAGGCCCCACCUCAAGUUGCAUCCCAAGUUCAACCUCAAGCUCCAUCAUCUGGAGCUCCACCUCAGGCUUCACCACGUAGCGGUCCACCUCAGGCUCCAUCAUCUCGAGUUCUACCUCAGGCUCCAGCUGGAUCUUCACCAAAGGCUCCACCAUCUGGAUCUCCACCAAAGGCUCCACAAUCUGGAUCUCCACCAUCUGGAGCUCCACCCAAAGUUCCACCAUCUGGAGCUCCACCCAAAUUUCCACCAACUGGAGCUCCACCCAAAGAUCCACCAUCUGGAGCUCCACCCAAAGAUCCACCAUCUGGAGCUCCACCCAAAGAUCCACCAUCUGGAGCUCCACCCAAAGAUCCACCAUCUGGAGCUCCACCCAAAGUUCCACCAUCUGGAGCUCCAUCCAAAGUUCCACCAUCUGGAGCUCCACCCAAGGUUCCACCAUCUGGAGCUCCACCCAAGGUUCCACCAUCUGGAGCUCCACCCAAGGUUCCACCAUCUGGAGCUCCAUCCAAAGUUCCACCAUCUGGAGCUCCAUCCAGCUCCAAACCACGUCCGACCAUAGCUGCCAAAGAUGUUGAGCACCUGUACGGAGUGUUUCAGCUCAGUGAUCAGCUGGCUUGUGAUUCUGGCAUGAUCCCAUCACACAACGUCUGCAACAUGACCUGCUCUGCUUUGACUGAUGACGACAUCACUGAUGAUAUCGCCUGCCUGAAGACCCUGACAAACUUUAUGAAAGCGAAACCCAAAGAAAUCCUAUUUGAUGUUAAGAAGAUUGUGAAGAUGAUGUUGGUGGAGGAGUGUCACUCUGUCGUUCCUCCAAACUACUUUUCUGAAUGUGUUUAAAACAGAUGGAGCAGACUCACUCAAGAUUAGAUUCUUCCUGCUGCAUUUUUUACACACAUCAGUUUGAUGCUUUCCAUGGCAACUGUCUUUGAUUGAAUGAUAAUGAGGUCAUUAUGAUGGUGGCGGGAGUUUAAAUGAGAGUCUGAAUAUAGGGAGUUUGUGCAUUAAGACACUUUCGUUUAUUACUGUAAUACUGUGAAUGUCUAAACAUCUAUCACUGUAUAAACCUAAAAUAUAUCAUUGUAUAAUCCAAUAUGAUUGUGCUGCUGCUGAGGGCUUUUAAAUACUGUCACUUUAUCAUAAAAAAUAAAAUUAACA